GUCACCGUCUCCAAGGAGUGGUCCGGGGCACCGGUUUCAAAGUCGCAGGGCGGGCCGAGUGGACUUCCGCUACUGGCCUGGGGCUUCCCAGCCGUCUUGGCGUCGUCCUCUCCAACCCCCGCCGCUCCGCGUAGAACGCAGCUCUCAGGCUGCCCUCCAGCUCCCGCGGCACUCUCCUAGGUGGCCCGACGAGACCCAGAGUGACCCGCGGGACGCCUGUAUCGACCGCGUCCUCUUCCCACCAGGGUGGGAUUCGGUUGAACGUGGAGCAGAAUUCACUUGGCGCGUCCCCAGCAAUCUUCAGUCUCUCACCAGGGUCAGGGACUCGUCUGGGGCGCGGGGGAAGGAAGCGUGGCGGGGCUGUAGAUGCCGCGUGAGCAGGAUGCAGAUUGCACCGCUGGAGCGCUUGACAACCUACCGAGCGUUGGCUUAGUUUUGUUUUCCCGCACAGCAAGCUCUCUUUCAGAGGAAGGUAAAGGUGGUGAAAGCUCCAAACUAAAAUUGUAUCGAAAUGGCUACAGAAAUCGACUUUCUGAGAGAGCAAAAUCGAAGACUAAAUGAAGAUUUUAGGCGGUAUCAAAUGGAAAAUUUUUCCAAAUAUUCAUCUGUACAGAAAGCUGUCUGCCAAGGAGAAGGAGACGACACACUUGAAAACCUAGUAUUUGACCAAAGCUUUUUAGCUCCUCUUAUUACUGAGUAUGAUAAACACCUAGGAGAACUAAAUGGGCAGCUGAAAUAUUAUCAGAAACAGGUGGGUGAGAUGAAACUACAACUUGAAAAUGUCAUCAAGGAAAAUGAAAGGUUGCACAGUGAAUUAAAAGAUGCUGUUGAAAAAAAAUUGGAGGCCUUUCCCCUUGGCACAGAGAUAGGAACUGAUACAUAUGCAGAUGAUGAAACAGUCAGAAACCUUCAAGAACAAUUGCAGCUAGCCAAUCAAGAAAAAACUCAGGCUGUGGAACUCUGGCAGACUGUUUCUCAGGAGUUGGACAGACUACACAAGCUUUACCAGGAACAUAUGACUGAGGCCCAGAUUCAUGUAUUUGAAAGUCAAAAACAAAAGACUAACCAACAGUUUCUGAAAACAGUAACUGAACAAAGUGUGAUAAUCGAACAACUCCGAAAAAAACUUAGGCAAGCCAAAUUAGAGCUGAGAGUUGCUGUAGCAAAAGUGGAAGAGUUAACUAAUGUGACUGAAGAUCUGCAGGGACAGAUGAAAAAGAAGGAGAAGGAUGUGGUGUCUGCCCAUGGAAGAGAGGAAGCAUCAGAUAGGCGCUUACAGCAGUUACAGUCUAGUAUAAAACAAUUAGAAAUAAGAUUAUGUGUGACAAUCCAAGAAGCCAACCAAUUAAGAACAGAAAAUACACAUCUGGAAAAACAGACCAGAGAGCUACAAGCAAAGUGCAAUGAAUUAGAAAAUGAGAGGUAUGAGGCUAUUAUAAGAGCCAGAAAUAGCAUGCAACUCUUAGAAGAAGCUAACCUUCAAAAAAGUCAGGCUCUACUUGAGGAGAAGCAAAAAGAAGAAGACAUAGAGAAAAUGAAAGAGACAGUUUCUCGUUUUGUACAAGAUGCUACCAUAAGAACCAAGAAAGAAGUUGCAAACACCAAAAAACAAUGUAAUAUACAAAUUUCUCGAUUAACAGAAGAACUUUCAGCCCUUCAAAUGGAGUGUGCUGAAAAACAAGGCCAAAUUGAACGAGUCAUUAAGGAAAAAAAAGCAGUGGAAGAAGAACUAGAAAAGAUUUACCGUGAAGGCAGAGGAAAUGAGAGUGAUUCCAGAAAACUGGAAGAAAUGCACCAAAGAUUCCUGGUUUCAGAGCGUUCAAAAGAUGAUCUUCAGCUAAGACUUACGAGAGCAGAAAAUAGAAUAAAACAACUUGAAAUUGACUCCUCAGAAGAAAUAUCACGUUACCAAGAAAUGAUUCAGAAACUUCAAAAUGUGUUGGAGUCUGAGAGAGAGAACUGUGGGCUUGUCAGUGAACAAAGGCUAAAACUUCAGCAAGAAAAUAAACAGUUACGGAAAGAGACUGAGAGUUUAAGGAAGAUUGCCCUGGAGGCUCAAAAAGAAGCCAAAGUAAAGAUCAGUACAAUGGAACAUGAAUUUUCAAUAAAGGAACAUGGGUUUGAAGUGCAAUUGAGAGAGAUGGAAGACAGUAAUAGAAAUUCCAUUGUUGAACUGAGGCAUCUCCUAGCAACUCAACAGAAGGCAGCCAAUAGGUGGAAAGAAGAAACGAAGAAACUUACUGAAAGUGCAGAAAUUAGAAUCAAUAAUCUAAAAAGUUCCUUUGGUAAAGAUCUACUGGUGAUGAAUUCUCAACUGCUGCUCGUAAAAUAUAUUUACUUUUUGUUUAUUCUUGAAAGAUAUUUUUGCUGGGUAUGGAAUUCCAAGUUGACAGGUAUUUUCUUCUAGAACAUUAAAGAUAACAUCUUUGGGAGCUGUGAACUGACAAAACAUCAAGAGUUUACGCAGUGAUAAGAGACAUGAGAGUUCCAGUCGGCCAGAGUGGAACAUCCUUGUUGAACACCCAGAGUAUACAAUAAAGAUUUCAGGAUCACUUUAUCCUAUUGUUAAAACUAAACUAGCCUAGAGUAAAAAGAAUUGAAAAUCUGUCUUGAAAAAGCUAAAAACGAGCUUCAAAAUGAACUAGCUGGUCCUCAAGUAACUUAACUACCUGCUAGAACAAAUCCAGCACUUUUAUUACUAGAUAAACAAAAGCAGGAAAAUGGUACCCAUAACCAGAAAAAAAGAAAAACAAAAACUACUGCAUCAAAACACACCCAGAAAUGAGAGAGGAUACAAUUAUUAAUUUUUAAAUUUUUAUUAAUUAAAAUUAUUAAAACAUGAGAACUUUAAACCAGCCAUUGUAAAUAUUCUUAGUGAUUUAAAGGAACACAUGAAGAUGAUAAGGAGAGAAGUGGAAGAUGCAAAAAAGGAACCAAUGGAAACCUGUGGAUGAAAAAUAUUAGAGAAUUUUAAAACUCACAAAAUGGGAUUAACAGCAGAUCAUACACUGCACAAGAAAAUAUCAGAGAACUUGAAGAGAGCGAAAGAAACCAUCCAAAAAUGAAACAUAGAAAAAAAGACCAAAGAAAAAUUAUGCACAGAGAGCCUCAGGGACUUUAGGGACGAUAUCAAGCAGUGUAAAAGACAUACUACUGUAGUCCCAGGAGGGCAGGGAUGGGAGUGUGGGAGUGUUUUAAGAAAUAAUGGACCAGACACGGUGGCUGAUGCCUGUAAUCCUAGCACUUUGGGAGGCUGAGGCAGGUGGAUCACUUGAGGUCAGAAGUUCGAGACCAGCCUGGCCAACAUGGUGAAACCCCAUCUCUACUAAAAAUACAAAAAAUUAGCCAGGAGUGGUGGCACAUGCCUGUAAUAUCAGCUACUUGGGAGGCUGAGGCAGGACAGGAGGCAGAGGUUGCAGUGAGCCAAGAUCAUGCCACUGCACUCCAGCCUGGAUGACAGAGUAAGACUUCAGCUCCAAAAAAAAAAGAACUAAUGGCCAAAUUUUUUCCAAACUUGAUGAAAACCCUUUGUGUAGUUAUCUACUACUGCAUAACAAAUUGCUCCAAAAUUUAGUGACUUAAAACAGCAAACAUUUAUUUUCUCAUGGUUUUUGAGGAUUAGGAAUCUAGACAUGUCUGAAUCAGAAUGCCUCUGACUCAGAGUUUCUCAUAAAGUUGCAAUCAACUUGUUGACUAAAGCUGCAUUAUCUCAGAGCUUGACCAGGAAAGGAUCUGCUCCCAAGCUCACUCUGUAGCUGUUGGCAGGCCUCAGGUCUUAACUGGCAUUGGCAGGAGACAUCAGUUCCUUGCCUUGUUGGUCUCUUCAUGGGUCUAAAAUGUGGUAGCUUGCUUCCCUCAGAGUGAGGAGAGGGGGAGGGAGUGAGGGAGAAAGGGAAGGAAGUUGAAAGAGAGAAAGUAAAACAAAAGUCAAGAUCUUUGUUUAAGCUAAUCUUGAAAGUGACAUCACAUCAUGUUAACCAUAUUCUAUCAAUUAGAAGUGAGUCCCUGGGUAGAGCCCACAUAGGUGAGACUUCAUAAGGACCUCAUAAGGUAGGGAUCUCUGAAGUUCGUUUCAGAGCUUACGUGCCACACCAUUACAUCACACCAUACACAAAAAUAAUCUGAAAUGAAUCAUAGACCUAAGCAUAAAAAAGGAAAACAAUAAAAUAUCUAAAAGAAAAUCUUAUGAUAAGCAGAAAUUUCUUCCAAGACACAAGAAUAAAGUACAAAAAAUUUGAUAAAGAGGACUAUAUUAAAUUAAAAACUUCUGGCCAGGAGCAGUGGCUCAUGCCUGUAAUCCCAACACUUUUAGAGGUCAAGGUGGGCAGAUCAACUUGAGGCUAGGAGUUCAAAACCAGUCUGGCUAACAAGAUGAAACCCCCAUCUCUACUAAAAAUACAAAAAAUUAGCCGGGUAUAGUGGUGCACACUUGUAAUCCCAGCUACUCAGGAAGCUGAAGAGCGAGAAUUGCUUGAGCCUGGGAGGUGAUGAGCCAAGACUGUGUGCUAUUGCACUCCAGCCUGCGCCACAGAGCAAGACUCAGUCUCAAAUACAAAUAAAUAAUAAAAAAUAAAAAUAAAAUUUUAAAAACGUCUGCUUUUCAAAAGCCACCAUUAAGAAAAUGAAAAAAGACUGUGAGAAAAAAAUUGCAAUUAGUAUAUCUGACAAAGUACUUGAUUUUUUUUAAUCUUACAACUCAGUAAUAAUAGACAAUUUUACUACAAAGUUAAAUGUAUACUCUUCAUACAGACAUGCAGUUUUACUCACAGAUGUUACCCAAGAGAAGUGAAAACACAUCCACACAGAGACCAACCUGGGCAACAUAGUGAGACCUCGUCUCUACAAAAUAAAAAAUAAUAAAAUUAACCAGGCACAGCAGUGCAUGCCUAAAGUCCCAGAUACUUGGGAGGCUGAGGUAGGAGGAUCACCUGAGCCCAGGAGUUUGCAGCUGUGAACCCUGAUCAUGCUACUGCACUCCAGCCUGGGCAAACAGACCAAGACUCUUUCCAAAAAUAAAACCAAAAUGUAUCGACACAAAAAACCUGUACACAAAUGUUUAUAGAUAUUUUGUUUAUAAUGGCUGAAAAUGAGAACCCAAAUGUACAUCACCAGGUGCAUGGAUAAACACUCAUAAAUAAAAAGGAAGAAACCACUGAUACACACGACAACAUGGAUGAAUCUCAAAAAGGAGAUUGAAAAAAAAAGACAUAGAAGACUACAAACUGUAUGAUCCCAUAUGUGUGAAAUUCUAGAGAAGGCAAUUCUAAUUUAUAAUGAUAAAACAGUUUGCAUGCCUAGGACUGGGAUUUGAGGGGUGGGGCAGUGACUGCAAAAGGGAAGAGGGAACUCUUUAGGGUGAUGGACUUAUUCUGUAUCUUUUUUUUUUUUUUAUAUGAGAUGGAGUCUCACUCCGUCACCCAGGCUGGAGUGCAGUGGCACAAUCUUGGUUCACUGCAACCUCUGCCUCAUGGGUUCAAGCGAUUCUUCUGCCACAGCCUCCCAAGUAGCUGGGAUACAGGCAUGUGCCACCACGCCUAGCUAAAUUUUGUAUUUUUAGUAGAGACAGGGUUUCACCAUGUUGGCCAGGCUGGUCUCAAACUCCUGACCUCAAGUGAUCCACCCGCCUCGGCCUACCAAAUUGCUGGGAUUACAGGUGUGAGCGACCGCAUGUGGCUUAUUCUGUAUCUUAAUUACAGUGGUGGUUACAUGAGUGUAUGCUUUUGCCAGAUCUCACCAAACUCUACGCUCAAAAUGGCUGCACCUUAUUUCCCACAAUUAUAUCCCAAUGAGGUUGAUUUUAAAACCAAAAUAAAUAUUGCUUUUGCAUGA
This is a messenger RNA of Symphalangus syndactylus (siamang), 5829 nucleotides long. RefSeq names its product sodium channel and clathrin linker 1 (gene SCLT1). NCBI's taxonomy places the organism in Eukaryota, Metazoa, Chordata, Mammalia, Primates, Hylobatidae. The record is from RefSeq and is a predicted model, not a curated record. Gene Ontology annotation, cellular component: centriole. Gene Ontology annotation, biological process: cilium assembly; clustering of voltage-gated sodium channels.